CGCAACGGUGGAGCGAACCGGCUGGUUAGAUGUAAGAACUGGGUUCAUCAAGAAACUGUGGCGGGAGAUCUCCGGAAAAUGUAUCGGAAAGCUAUAAUCUUCCUCACUUUCUUUGUAAUCUUCUUCAUUUCUUGUUAUGUAAUCGUCGGAAGCGUCGACAUCAGAUCAUACUUCUUCCCUCUGCUUCAAUCUCAGCCAAUUUCCUCCUCCCCCUGCGCCGCCGAGCCUCCUCUCAGAGUCUACAUGUACGACCUUCCGCGUCGCUUCAAUGUCGGGAUACUCAAUCGCCGGAACUUGGACCAGACUCCGGUGACCGCCUCCACUUGGCCGCCGUGGCCCAGAAACUCGGGGUUGAAGAGGCAGCAUAGUGUGGAGUACUGGAUGAUGGGUUCGCUUUUACACGAAGAUAGCGGCGAUGGGAGAGACGCGGUUAGAGUUAUGGAUCCGGAGAAUGCCGAUGCUUUCUUUGUGCCGUUUUUCUCUUCAUUGAGUUUCAAUUCACAUGGACGCAACAUGACCGAUCCGGCUACGGAGGUUGAUCACCAAUUGCAGAUUGACCUUGUGAAAUUCUUGAGUGAAUCAAAGUAUUGGCAGAGGUCUAAGGGCAGAGACCAUGUCAUUCCCAUGACACAUCCUAAUGCUUUCAGAUUUCUCCGAGAGCAGAUGAAUGCCUCAAUUCAAAUUGUAGUGGAUUUUGGCCGCUAUCCAAAAGCCAUGUCAAAUUUGGGCAAAGACGUGGUAGCACCAUAUGUGCAUGUGGUGAGUUCUUUCAUAGACGACAACCCUCCAGACCCGUUCGUGUCUCGCAAAACACUGCUCUUCUUUCAGGGAAAGACGUUCAGAAAAGAUGAUGGCAUUAUUCGCGUCAAACUGGCAAAGAUAUUAAAUGGUUAUGACGAUGUUCACUACGAACGUAGUGCUGCAACAGAGAAAAGCAUAAAAACGUCUUCUCAAGGGAUGCGUUCAUCCAAGUUCUGUCUGCAUCCCGCAGGAGACACUCCAUCAUCUUGUCGGCUCUUUGAUGCAAUUGUGAGCCACUGUGUUCCUGUUAUCGUAAGUGAUCAAAUCGAGCUGCCAUUUGAGGAUGAAAUCGACUACACUCAAUUCUCAUUGUUUUUCUCCUUCGAAGAGGCGCUACAACCAGGAUACAUGGUUGAUAAACUCCGGCAAUUUCCUAAAGACAGAUGGAUUGAAAUGUGGAAACAACUGAAGGAAAUCUCCCAUCACUAUGAAUUUCAGUACCCUCCUGAAAAGGAAGAUGCUGUGAACAUGUUGUGGAGACAGGUGAAGCACAAGCUUCCCCAGGUCAAACUCGCCGUUCACAGAGGCAGACGCUUGAAAGUUCCGGACUGGUGGCGAAGAAGAUGAAGACUAGAGCUUUUUUUUCCCGGUUGAGCAUCUCUAAACUCUCACUUUUCUAACGAUUCACAGUAAAUCAUCAUAUUUCCACAUCUGUCUUCUGCUGAUUUCAAUAAUCUUCCUCAUCUCCAGCAUUGUUUGAUACCAAAUUAGGUAUUAGUCACUGUUAUAGUUUCAGAUCAUGGAGGCUUGUACAGACAUGUUGAGAAAUUUUUGGCCUUUUUUUUUCACUUUUCUUUCUGCUGGAUAUCUGUAAUAGGGAAAUUUUUGUAUUUUCAUUGCUUGGAUCAUGUCAUUGUCCUAAGAUCCAAAAUGGUUAUAGAUAUUGUAUUCUUGCAGUUAUACAUAGUCAAUUGGAAUCUUCUGCUUAGGUACAAAA
Momordica charantia (bitter melon) is the source of this 1738-nucleotide messenger RNA. RefSeq names its product Exostosin family protein. The record is from RefSeq and is a predicted model, not a curated record. Lineage: Eukaryota; Viridiplantae; Streptophyta; Magnoliopsida; Cucurbitales; Cucurbitaceae. Gene Ontology annotation, molecular function: glycosyltransferase activity.